Molecule: messenger RNA, 1845 nt
Organism: Echinops telfairi (small Madagascar hedgehog)
Lineage: Eukaryota; Metazoa; Chordata; Mammalia; Afrosoricida; Tenrecidae
Product: caspase-1
Exons: 10
Coding region: 43-1257 (404 amino acids)
Biological process (GO): regulation of apoptotic process; proteolysis
Cellular component (GO): protein-containing complex
Molecular function (GO): cysteine-type endopeptidase activity; caspase binding
Source: RefSeq, a predicted model, not a curated record
UUUCGUUUUCAUACCUCCAGAGACGAGUGAGAGGAGAAAGCCAUGGAGGACAAAGUCCUCAAGGGAAAAAGAACGCUCUUUAUCCAAGCAGUAAACAAGGGCACAAUAAAUGGCUUGCUGGAUGAACUCCUAGAAAAUAAAGUUCUGAGCCAAGAGGAGAUGGAGACAAUAAGAGAUGAAAAUCCCACUGUCAUGAAUAAGGCCCGAGCUUUGAUUGAUUCUGUCAUUAAGAAAGGGCCCCAAGCGUGCAAGGUGUGGAUCUUCCAUCUUUGUGAAAUAGACCCCCACCUGGCAGAGAAGCUGGAGCUCUCCCCGGGUUCUCAAUCUAGAAGUGACUCUUCACAAGUUGUGCCCAUGGCAGCACCUUUCCUGCAAGUUUCUCAGACAGUGCCGUCCAACCCAGCUGAGCUCAACUUCUCAGGACCAGGAGGGAUUCUUAAGCUAUGCCCACCAGAAACAGCACAAAGAAUAUGGAAUGAAAAGUCAGCCGAGAUUUACCCCAUAAGAGAAAAGUCAACCCGCACACGCCUUGCCCUCAUCAUCUGCAACACAGAAUUUGAGUGUCUUCCUAAGAGGGCUGGAGCGGAUGUGGACAUCAAAGGAAUGAUUAUGCUGCUACAAGGACUGGGCUACAGCGUGCACUUGAAAGAAAAUCUCACUGCUCCGGACAUGAUUGCAGAGCUGAAGGCGUUUGCCACCCGGAAAGAGCAUGAGACGUCUGACAGUACUUUUGUUGUGUUCAUGUCACAUGGCAUUCAGAAUGGUAUUUGUGGGACAAAGUACUCGGAGGGAAUCUCAGAUGCACUGGAAGUCAACACUAUCUUUCAAAUGUUGAACACCAAAAACUGUCCACAUUUGAAGGACAAACCCAAGGUCAUCAUUAUCCAGGCCUGCCGUGGCGGGAACCAAGGAGAGGUGUGGGUCAAGGACUCAGCAGGACUUUCUGCAGACAUCUCCUCACUGGAUCCAAGUGAGUUUGAAGAUGAUGCCAUUAAGAAAGCCCAUGUGGAGAAGGAUUUCAUAGCUUUCUGUUCAUCGACACCAGAAAAUGUUUCUUGGAGACAUCCAUUGUUGGGCUCAGUCUUUAUUAUGAAACUUAUCCAACACUUGCAAGAAUAUGCCUGCUCCUUUGACCUGGAGACAAUUUUCCGAAAGGUCCGAUUUUCAUUUGAGGCACCAAAUGGUAGUAGAAUUCAGAUGCCUACCACUGAACGGGUGACAUUGACUAAAUGUUUCUACCUCUUCCCAGGACAUUAAAGUAAGUUGUUUCAGGACACUAUUUUGAUAUAGAUUUGACUAUGCUCUAUUGGUAUAAUUCUUGCCUGUCAUAUAGAAGCCUCAAGUUCAAUUCCUUCUCAGCGCACCUCCUGCGCAGCCAUCAUCAGUGCAGUCCAUCAGUGGAAGCUUGAGUGUUACUGUCAUCCUGAAAAUGUUCGAGCAAAGCUUCCAGACGGAAACAGACUAGGAAGAAAGACUUGACAAUCUCCUUCUGGAAAUUAAUCUGCAAAACAUCAUGGAUCACAAUGAACCCUUGUCUUGUUGGCAUCAAGCCAGGGGCUGGGACAAAAUUGUGCAGGAUUUUGUUCCAUUGUGAAUGGAGUCCCAUGAGAUGGAGACUGAUUCAGGGGCAGCUAACAAUAGCUAUAACCUUUUAUAUCAUAGCACACGCAUGAUGGAAUAAUCUAACAAUUUUCAUUGAAAAAUAUAUGACACUUUUUGCAUGUGUGCUCUCUCUCUUCUUAUUACUCUAAAAAGCCAUUAAUUCUGUCAUUCUGCACUCACUUUUGGCAUCAUGUCUGCAGAACAAGACCUUUCUUAACACAUUCAAAUAAAUAUGAAAUGAAC